Messenger RNA from Neospora caninum, 3372 nucleotides. RefSeq lists its product as hypothetical. The transcript is spliced from 5 exons. The record is from RefSeq and is a predicted model, not a curated record. Lineage: Eukaryota; Apicomplexa; Conoidasida; Eucoccidiorida; Sarcocystidae. The coding region runs from base 1 to 3372 and encodes 1123 amino acids.
AUGCGCGCCCUGUGUCGUGUCGCGGAAGCGGCGUCGCUCCUCCUGUCCUGUCUGACCCCGCUUCUUCCUCCAGCUGUCUGUCUGUCUCCGACUUCGGGGUCGGCCUUCGCUGCGAGCGCCGGCGCACAUCGUGGCGAGAGAAACGGUUCCGCGAAUCCUUUUCCGCGACUGUUGUGGCUGGUGAAGGAGGACUGGGCAGCUUCGCUCCUCGCAUGCAUGCAGGUUUUAGACAACUAUUUAGGAAACCAGCGAUCCGCUCAUCCCCCGCUGCCGUCUCGUCUCAUCGAUCAGUCUUGGCCUUCUCUCUUUCCGCGCACUCUGCUCUCGUUGUCCUUCGCCGACAAACGAGCCUUCAAACACCAUGCCUCUGGGUUCCUGCCCUCCUCUCUUUCGUCCAGUUCUUUUUCGUCGUUUUCGUCGACUUACCGUUUUGCGGGCUCGCCGCUGGCCGGUCCGCUUCAGCCUCCUCCCGCUCGCCAGGCAGCGCAUCCAGCUGCGCUUUCUCUCUUUCAGCAACUGCUAGUUCAGCUGCUUUCUCUUGGUUCUUUGCCCGCGAUGCGUGACGCCCCGUGCGCCUUCCUCCGACCCUCUCGCCUGCCGAGCUUUGCACAGUGCCCGUGCCCGUCAGCUUCGGUUUCCCCCGGUUCUCUCUCUUCCUGGUUUCUCGCUCGUUCUUCUUCCUCCUCGUCUGGGCACUCGUUGUCGCGCUCGGCCUUCUCUUUGACAGACGACGUGAGGCGAGCGAACUGCCCCAGAACCACCCAGAUAGAUGACGAGGUAUCUCCAGCCGACCAGGAGGACGAGGCGAACGCGGAACGCACCUUGCCGUCCCGCCACUCUUCGUCUCCUCCCUUCGCAGUGUCUUCGCUGCUCCUGUCGUCCGUAUUCCCAAGCGCAUCGACGGACGAGGCAAUUCUUUUUUCUCUCGCAGGCGCCUGCGGAGCCUUUGCCAGCAAAGGUGGAGACGCGGAGGACGAAGCCUGCAUGCACUUGUGUGGCCUCGCCAUCGAGGGCGCGCUGGGGAGACUGGCGGAGAUUGCCAGCCGCAUGCAUGCACCUGGCGACUCUCAUGUGUUUGAUUCUUCCAUCUCUCUGACGGCUGUCCCGGCCCUUCGGAACCUGCAACGUCGCAAGCGAGCGCGCGGAGACGAAGCAGAUCACAGGCCGGAGAGAGAAGAGGCAAACGCGCGAGGUGAGCAAGCGCGAGAGGCGGAUUCGGAAACGCGUCUCGACGACGAGCGCCAGCUUCUGGCUUCCUGGAUAACGCUCGUCUUGCAUUUUGCAGGAGAGUCGAGCGACGCAGAAAGUGGAGGGAGAGGCGACGGCGACGCAUGCAGUUCCUCGCAACCGACAGUGACCGCCCGGUGGGCGUCCCUCAGAACAGACGUUCGCCACGUCUAUUCCAGACGGUACGCAAGAGAAACAGAGAUCGAGGGCAAUCGCGGGAGAAACAAGCAUGAGACGUGCGCACGACAAAUGCAGCCAAACAACAGACGGAAGAUUCAAAAAAAGAGAGAGAACACUCACAUGCUUCUCGUCAAGGGUGAAGGCUGUGGUGCUCGCCUUGUGUGUCUGCGGUUCCCCAGGCUGAAGACGCUCCUCCUCGCUCUGCAUCGCACGCUUUUUCUCCCGGCGCUCGCAGUCGUGUCUGCAUCUCGGCCGGCCUCUGAGGGGGAUCGGAGGCAGGCCGUCGAGAAGGACCAUCAAGAGACAGGAAGCGAAGAAGCCGUCCGGCCAGGAGGCGCUCGAUCUGGCUCGGCGGCAGCCCGUUCCCAUCCGGUGGUUCCAGCGGGAAGCGGGGAAAAAAGCAGCACUCGAGACGAAAAAACAGGGAAACUGCGAGGAGUCCCCGAGGCCUUCUGGGUCGUACCCUCAGUGUUUGGGCCUUUGCUGCCUCUCGUAGCUCGCCUCUUGUCCAUAUACUUUUUAGUCGAGGAUCUGCCGGCUGACGAAGACGCAGCGCUUCGGUUUCUGGAUGUCUGGACCUCUGCGCGGUGUGCGAUCCCAGCGCACGGUGCCAAGCCCGCGUGGACCGUGGUGCGUCCGAGUCACCAAGAAACAGAGGUUGCUGCACAUUGCAUGCACGUGUUCUGCAUCUGCAGCGGCUUUGAAAGCCGCACAGCCACGUGUGAACAUGUCUGGUCUCUAUCUGCCUCGGGGCUGUGUUCCUCCCGGAUGCUCAUGAACAAAUCGAGAGAUGCGUCACAGUUCCUGACGCUCGCUGGAGAUUUGCUUUGCGCCGGCAGUGAUCGCGACUCGCUUGCGUUUUCUCAGUUUUGGGUUCCAGUCGCCUUCAGCAAUUUCCCCGCCGAGAAUGGAAACGUCGCGUCCGCACCUGCAUGCACACAGCAGCCCUUGGGCGCGACUUGUGCGAAGGCGCUUCGGCCGCCCGAGAGGGCGUGGUGCGUGUUUUGCUCUUUUUUCAGCCUCCGGAAUUGCCCCACGUUCUCCGUCUCCUUCUCACCGCCGUCGCCGACCCUGUCCUCCGCGCGGAGGUGUUCCUGGCGGUGCCUCUCCUGCUCCUGGGACGCGGAGAGGACGAGGUCGCCGGGAGCGGAGAGGAGCGGGAAAGAGAGGAAAACGAACAUGACGAACAGGCGACAGGCCUUACGUGCCGGCGAGGACGCGCCGCAGGCGAGAGACGAGGCAGCGAAAUCGCCUCGCUCUCCCUCGUCGGCGCUGUUCGCUGCGAGGGCCCCAACAUCGUCCACUGCGAAGCACUGCUCCGAGGCGCCUUUCAGCUGGUCACAAAUGGUGAGGCCUUUGACGCUUCGAGCCGCUUCGCGGAAGACGGGGAGCCGGCCGUGUCUGCCUAUCUCGCUUUCGUGCGUUUGGAUUUUGCUGCAGGGUUCCCGGCCAAAAACUCGCGGCGACGCGCUGGAGCGGGGCAUUGCCUGUUCUCUUUCCUCACUCCCCCCAGAUGUCCUCGCCCGGCUUCUGCAAGCUUGGCAGACGGCCCGCGCGAGCGCACCGCGUCUCUCGCCUCAUUCGGCGUCUCCGAUGGCCUCUGGGUCUCCCCUUGCCCAUGCAAUCUGGUGGUUUCCGCAGUUCGCCGGCUUCGACACAACAGUGCAGGGCGCCCUAGGAGAGACAUCUCGUCCCCAAGGAUCCGCGAAUUUCUCUGCGCUUCUUCGCCGCCAACUUACCCAUGAGAUUCACCGAGUAGGGCAAUCUCCAGCUGCCCUCACCGCGCUGAUGAUCGUUUCCAAACUCCCUAAACUGUCUCUCUUUGGUGCUCACCCCUACGUAGCCCGUCUCUCAGCUUCCAAUCGGUGUUUGGCGUGCUCACGCUUCUGCUCGAAGUGCGGGUGUCGCUACGGCUUUCGCAUCCAUUUUCUCGCUUUGCUGUCUCCCCCGUUUCCGCGUUUCUAG